UGUGAAUCAUCGACGGAAAAAUAAAGAGAGAGAGAGAGAGAGAGAGAGAGAGAGAGAGAGAGAGAGAGAGAAGCGACUGUAGAGUGAUGGGACCAGGCUGAGGGAAGAGCAGCGAGUGAUCACUCUCCGAGCCGGUAAUGACAGGUAGGCAGAUGUGAAGGAUGACUUCUUGCUCAGAGAUCUGUGGGUCGGAGUAUGGUGAGCAAGCUCAUGCCAGCAGCAGGAACUGUCAGCAGUAUGGCGUCCGGUCCUACCUACACCAGUUUUAUGAGGAGUGCACAGCUUCUAUCUGGGAACGUGAUGAAGAUUUUCAGAUUCAGAGAUCGCCUAGCCGGUGGAGCUCUUUACUCUGGAAGGUCUGUCUCGUGUUCGGCACCCUGAUCUUGUUAGCAGGCCUCAUUGUUGUUUUGGUGGGUUAUGCCACUCCAACCAGGAUUGAAGCAUUUGGCGAGGAUGAUCUCCUUUUCGUUGACAGCCACGCCGUCAGUUUCAACCGUGUACUGGAUAUCUGUAAGCUAACUGGUGCUGUGCUGUUCUGUGUGGGAGGCACUUCCAUGGCUGUGGGUCUCCUGCUGUCUGCCUUUGCCAAAAGCUAUUCCAAAGAAGAACUGUAUCUGCAGCAGAAGUUUAAGGAGAGGUUGGCAGAUCUGCACGCAACAGUUGGUACCCCCAUAAUGAGAGCGCCGACCCCCGGGGAAGGAAAGGUGCCAGUCACACUUUCUAAAGUCCAGAACAUCCAGCCAAUGACCACAAAGUCAGAGACCUGACAGAAGUCCAGAUGAAGGCAUAUAGUGAAGAAGUGUGUAUGAUGGUUGAUUGGUGUGCAGAAUAUGUGUGAGCGCGGACAUGCGUAUGUCUCUCAAUCUGUGUGUGCAUUUUUUUCUUUUGAAAGGUCAAAUUACAUGACAGAUAGUAUUGGUUCCUCAUCUAUAUUUGCCUAAUAAAGCUUUUUUUAAGGUUAUCUAGGUGCAGAGUUACUAUAGCUGAGCAAAUGUCAUCAGUCAGAUGUAUCAAAUUCAUAGUAAUGAAAAAAGCACACGCAGGUCUGGAGCUCUACCCAGAAAAUAAAACCACCGAAACAAAUCAAUAGAACUAGAAGAGUAUUUGUCUGUCAAGAGGAUUCAAAUUUUGUAAAUAAGGAUGGUGUCGAGCAACAGAUGCAAUGUUGUUUGAAGUUAUUGGUGAUUGGCCCCCAUUCUCUGAAAUGAUCAAAAGCACUGAUAACAACAACCUUUAUCUCUUCCUAGUGUCUAAAAGUAGAUCAGAGGAUGAGCGUUCCUCUGUGCAGAAUACUUUGUGUGUACUGUGUGUACAUGUACGUAUAUGUAGCGUAACUUCAUUACAGCCCUCAAAGUGAGCGCUGUCAAUCAAAAACUGCACAAUAUAAAUACAUCUGCUUUAGUUCAUGAAUACUUAGGCACUGUUUACAUGUAACGCCAAGCCAAGAGAAGCCACUUCGUUAGAAGUUCACACAUCAUCAGAAAAGAUUAGAGAUAAUCACUGAAUAGCUCAGACCUCGAGGGUAGAUUUCACACUGACAUUUUCUUCUGCCUUAUUAGGCAUCUGACCUUGUCUUCUUCAGUGAAUCUUCAGACAGGAUCGAUAGAUGAGACAGGACAGAAAAAAAUUUGAAUCAAACAGGUUACUUUCUAGAUAAUGCAAAUAAAGCAUUCCACCACCACCUUUCUAUCUUUUUCCUACAAAACAUAAUUGCCCAUUCUCUUCCUUUCUUUGUCUCUAUCUCCCCCUGUGACAAAUGCAAGCGUGUAGACACACACCUGCCUAUCCAUUCAAGCAUGCACAUUUUUGAAUCAAAUCGUUGUCAGCUAGUAGUCAUGAGUUGGUAAAAUAAAGUGCAGCUGCUACGUGUUAAAAUGAAGAUGGAGUAAAUAUAUAAGCACCCUUAUUACCAAAGCUUUAUAUAUAGCUUUGGCAAUAAGGGUGCUUAUAUAUAAUGUUGUUGUUGCUAUACAUUCAUGCCAAUAAAGCUAAUUUUAGAGUGAGAGAGUAAGGGUGCUUCAAAAGAGACACGCAACGUGAGAGAUGUGUUACAUAAAGGGGGGUGAAGAGACCACAUUCAGCUCUCUCAUGAGAUAACCUCAGCUACAUCAUGUUUGACAGCGCUCAUUGUUUUCAGCCUGUCUGGAUCCUUUAGAUGCUUUAGAUAUUAUAACUGCCUUCCUGUGCUCACGAGCAAAACUUGAAACUACAUAGGCUACGUUAAAGUAAGCUGAACGGUAUACAACAUGUAAUACUGUAGAAAUCGUGAAAUGUUGCAUCAUCAAAGCUUUUCUUUUGACUGGUUGAAUAUUCACAUGCAUACAAUAUGUGUAAACAGGCUUUACAUGAAGGGUUUUUAUUUUAUUUUAUUUAUUCUUAUAAACCUAGCAUUCACACACUCUGUAACUAACUUACAAUCACAACAAGCUGAUAUUGGUCAUGUUUUGCUGCUUUUUAAAAAAAGUGUAUUAACAUUUGUUUGUUGUUGCUUUUAUUUUGAUUGUUGAUCUGUAUACAGCAAAAAUGCAGUUUAUUUUUUUUUAUUUACUGUACUUGGUUGGAACAAUGUUGGAACAAGUCGCAGGCCAAGCACCAUCAAGCUACAUGCCUCCUACUGUGCAUCAAUGCUGCAGGUCAUUCUAAACAAUUUCUCCUCUUCAAUUCCACGCAGCAACAAUACCAGAUACUUACUGUAUAAAUUUAAAUAAUUCUAAUGCUGGCUACAUAAUGUUCAUGUAAGUUGACCUUUUAAUAUUAUUCCAAAACAUGCACUUUUCUGUCUUUCUACUUUUACUUUGAAAAAAAUCUUAUGUCUUUUUAACACAUUUGGACUCAGAUACAACAUAAACACCUAGCUGUAACUAUGAGGAACAAUAUAUUAGUAAUUAAGACAUUUUCAACGAACUUACCCAAACACUAUUAAGCUGCAAACCUACUGUACAAGAAGGAAAACCACACGGUUAAAAGCUGUUAUAAACAGGCUGUUAUAAACAAACCCUCCAGAAUGAUCAGAGUGUAUGAUCAAUAAAUGUGCUGACUUGUA
Molecule: messenger RNA, 3043 nt
Organism: Micropterus salmoides (largemouth bass)
Lineage: Eukaryota; Metazoa; Chordata; Actinopteri; Centrarchiformes; Centrarchidae
Gene: nrsn1
Product: neurensin 1
Exons: 6
Coding region: 162-767 (201 amino acids)
Biological process (GO): nervous system development
Cellular component (GO): neuron projection; transport vesicle; neuronal cell body
Source: RefSeq, a predicted model, not a curated record